This is a messenger RNA of Penicillium subrubescens, 564 nucleotides long. RefSeq names its product GNAT family N-acetyltransferase. NCBI's taxonomy places the organism in Eukaryota, Fungi, Ascomycota, Eurotiomycetes, Eurotiales, Aspergillaceae. Gene Ontology annotation, molecular function: acyltransferase activity, transferring groups other than amino-acyl groups. The coding region runs from base 1 to 564 and encodes 187 amino acids. The transcript has a single exon. The record is from RefSeq and is a predicted model, not a curated record.
AUGUCUACCGACAACACACAUUUCCGCAUCGCGACUGAAGAUGACACCAUGGUCAUCAGACAGCUGAUAGAAUCAGCCUUCCGCGCCGAAGACAGCAGACAGGGAUGGGUCGGGAAUUCGGAUCUCGCGUCACGAUUUUCCAUGGAAGACAAGGCCGUUGCGAGCAUUAUCACCAACCCCGACAGUACUUUCCUGAUGGCUAGCGACGCGAACGGCAAAUUAUUGGGGACGAUUGGAGUUUCCAAGCGUGCUCCAGACAGCGCUCGUCUUUUUAUGCUCGCGGUAGACCCUCAAUGCCAUCGGGGUGGAAUUGGAAAGCAGAUUCUUACCUACGCCGAGGACUACUGCCAACGCGAGUGGGGCCCUAAAACGCUGAGACUUAAUGCUCUUUCGAACCGGGAGAGUCUUAUAUCGUGGUAUAUGCGUCGCGGCUUCCGAAAGACGGGGGAGACUACCCCGUUUCCUCUCGAGGAGUUCAAAGACCUGAACUUACCCGAUGACCUGCACUUUGUCGAGUUUGAGAAAGCCCUGGGCACGACUGGUGAUGAAAAUCCAGCCAUGUAG